Molecule: messenger RNA, 3058 nt
Organism: Xiphophorus couchianus (Monterrey platyfish)
Lineage: Eukaryota; Metazoa; Chordata; Actinopteri; Cyprinodontiformes; Poeciliidae
Product: sodium/hydrogen exchanger 6-like
Exons: 16
Coding region: 133-2238 (701 amino acids)
Biological process (GO): proton transmembrane transport; potassium ion transmembrane transport; regulation of intracellular pH
Cellular component (GO): recycling endosome; plasma membrane
Molecular function (GO): potassium:proton antiporter activity; sodium:proton antiporter activity
Source: RefSeq, a predicted model, not a curated record
CCGGAAGUCUCAGUGUUUUGGUAAAGGCUGCGGAAGGAGCUGUCAGUUGCGUUCCACCAAGAGAGGCUAUUUCUUCUGCUAAAGCGUCGCUAAUUUAAACGACAAAUGUAAUUUCCCUAACACAAGGCCAAAAUGGGAUUCACACCGAGGCGCUUCAUGGGUUCCAAACCGCCCAAAGCAUCUCUUUUGCUGCCUUUCCUGCUACCGGUCCUACUCGUCGGUGGCCAAGGCGACGAGAACGCCGCUCUGGAUAAUGUCGUUACCGAGAGGAUGGCCGAGGAGAGCCACCGACAAGAUAGUGCCUAUUUGCUCAUAUUCAUAAUGCUACUAACGCUCACCAUCCUCACCAUAUGGCUCUUCAAGCACCGCCGCUUCAGGUUCCUGCACGAAACAGGGCUUGCUAUGAUCUACGGUCUCUUGGUGGGUGUGAUCCUGCGCUUUGGCAUUCAUGUGCCCCAAAGCAUGAGCGACACGGUCCUCGAAUGUGCCGUCAACGCCAGCCCUGCCACUCUGCUGGUCAACGUCAGCGGAAGAUUCUAUGAAUAUACGCUUAAGGGGGAAGUAAGCCGGGGAAAAGACAACCAAGUGCAGGAUGAUGAGAUGCUGCGAAAGGUGACCUUUGACCCAGAGGUGUUUUUCAACAUUUUACUGCCUCCCAUAAUCUUCCAUGCAGGUUACAGUCUGAAAAGGAGACAUUUUUUCAGAAACAUUGGCUCCAUCCUGACCUAUGCUUUCAUGGGAACUGUCAUAUCCUGCUUUGUUAUUGGGCUCAUCAUGUAUGGCUUUGUGUCCUUCAUGAAAGUUGUGGGUCAGCUUGGGGGGGAUUUUUUCUUUACUGACUGCCUCUUUUUUGGGGCCAUUGUCUCGGCAACAGACCCAGUGACCGUUCUGGCAAUCUUCAACGAGCUGAAGGUAGACGUGGAUCUGUACGCUCUGCUGUUUGGGGAGAGCGUUCUCAACGAUGCUGUGGCCAUCGUCCUCUCGUCCUCCGUUGUGGCAUACCAGCCUGCGGGGGACAACAGCCACAGCUUCGAAGCCAUGGCUGUGCUGAAAUCCUUCGGCAUCUUCCUGGGUGUCUUCAGUGGAUCUUUUUCUCUUGGUGUGGCUACUGGAGUCAUGACUGCUUUUGUGACAAAGUUUACUAAGCUGAGGGACUUCCCUUUACUGGAAACUGGUUUAUUUUUCCUGAUGUCCUGGAGCACCUUUCUGUUGGCAGAGGCCUGCGGGAUGACAGGUGUUGUGGCGGUGCUGUUCUGUGGGAUCACGCAGGCUCAUUACACCUACAACAAUCUUUCUCGUGAUUCUCAAGACAGGACUAAACAGUUGUUUGAGCUGUUGAACUUCCUGGCAGAAAACUUCAUCUUUUCCUACAUGGGUCUGACGCUCUUCUCCUUUCAGUCACACGUUUUCAACCCGAUGUUCAUCAUCGGAGCCUUCUUGGCCGUAUUUCUGGGCAGGGCUGCAAACAUCUACCCCUUGUCCUUCCUGCUCAACCUGGGCCGUAAAAACAAGAUUGGAAUGAACUUUCAACAUGUUAUGAUGUUUGCAGGUCUGCGUGGGGCGAUGACUUUCGCUCUGUCUAUCCGGGACACAGCUACUUACGCCCGUCAGAUGAUGUUUUCGACCACCCUGCUGAUUGUGUUCUUCACUGUGUGGAUCUGUGGAGGGGGGACUACGCCCAUGCUGUCUUUCAUGAGCAUACCAGUGGGAGUGGAUUCCGAUCAAGAGCACUCCAGUUCAGCGGUGUUGGAUGGGUCGCAGAGGAGAAGCACCAAGCAUGAGAGCGCCUGGCCCUUCAGGAUCUGGUAUAACUUCGACCACAACUACCUGAAGCCCCUCCUGACUCACAGCGGGCCCCCUCUCACUGCUACUCUGCCGGCUUGCUGUGGCCCCCUGGCACGAUGCCUCACCAGUCCACAGGCCUAUGAGAACGAAGGGCCGCUUCACGACGAUGACUCCGACUUCAUCCUGAACGACGCCAACGUCAGCUCCAUGUACGCCGACGUCACCGUCAGCACUGACGCAUCCGGGUCCCGCACCAUCAACCCUAAGCACUCCGGCGCCGGGCCGUUCAAAGAUAGCCGGGAUGGUGAGCUGGACUCGGUGGAGCGAGACGUGGCGAUCCGCGGCACGCGGCUUGUCCUGCCGAUGGACGACCCUUUGGAGCCCCCAACAACCGUCACCCUCCCACCUCCGCCCUCGCCCCCACUCUCCGAACCUCACAGGCACAGACUGUAAGAUGGGGUUUGAUGUUUCUGUUGCAAAAGAAAAUAACUAAAUCAAAACGUAGUUCACAUGUAAGAUGAAACAGUCUUUGAUCUAAUAUUUCAGUGUUGACUGGACCAGCGUUGUGUCUAAGAAGCAGUUGAAAAUCAAUUUCACCAUUUCCGAUAUGAGCCGUGCUUGAUUCAGCUCAACAUGUUGGUAGAAUCUUGUGAUCUUCAUUAUUAAUGCACUAUAUGUAGACUAAAAUCCUCAGUCUGCCCUCUACAGGAGGCUUCAAUGUGUGUCUGUCGUCUGAGGUGAUUCAUUUUUACUACUGUGGUCUCUUAAAGCUCCAACUUUCUCUGCGUGUGUUGUUCAACCACUAAAACUGGUGUAAAUGUUGGGUUUCCUGGGGUUAUGUUCCCUCUAAUUUCAUCUGUAUUUAACCAAUUGUUUAUUUUAAAGUUCACAACCACUCAGAAGAUUAUACAUACUACAUUUGGGAAACUAAUCGUUUUUCCACUUGCUGUUAACUUUUUCUGUCAGUUUGUUGUAACUUCCUCAAACGAAGGUUGGGAUUCUCAGCAGAUAAAAAUAGGAACAUCGUUUAAUGAGAGCGGUACGAAUAUUUGGUACAUACAGUUCAACCAAGAAGUUUGAAUUCUCUCAUCAUCUGCAUUAUUGUCAUUUUAUUUGGAUCUUAAGAUUUAUUUGAAGGUUUUUUUCCAGGGUGGAAUGAUUAUGCAACAAUUAACUUACGCUUCUCUUGUUGAUUAUCUUGGAUCAACAUGAGGCUUGAAUAUAGACAUGCACGCUCACUAAUAUUUUGCGUAAUAAUGCCUUUUAGUAAGCU